CUAAACGCUGCUGCGUGGCUCGGCUACAGGCUGCAUAUAAAAAGGUGUUUGUCGCACAAAUGUCACCGAAACAUCAAUAAUCGUGGUUGAAGCGGGGCUUUUAGUUUUGAACCAGUCAUGUCUUGGGUCAGAGCCGUGCCGUGCAGUGCUGAGGAUGUCUUCGACGAGAACGCGGACGAUCUCGGUCUUCAGAGUAAAGAGUGGACGUCCAACAUGAAGAAACGAGUCAGGGAUGGUUAUGUAGACGGAGUUGAUGCCGGGGAGGAGGCCUCUCUUCAGGCCGGUUUCAACCUGGGGUUCAGGGAAGGAGCAGCUCAGACUGUGGCCGUGGGCCGUCUCAAAGGAAUUGCAAGUGCUAUAUGGUGCUGGUGCCAGAUUCAGCAUCCGGAAAACCCCGUCCCAGCCUCUGUCACUGAGCUCCUGCAGCGUGUUUCACAGCAUGAGGACAAAAUCACAGACGGCAUCAGGCAGGCUUUGGAGAAUCCCCCUCCCAGUGUGAGCGACGUCUCAGAGAGCAUGGAGGAUCUGGAGGUGGAGCAGGCAGAUCGGGACUGUUGUGGAGAGGGAUGUGAAGAGGCGGGCUGCUGCAGGAGAGGAGAAAAAAUGGACCUGGACAUUCCUCACCAGCCACAAAAACACUGCUUAGGGUCAACUGACUGCUCUUCCAGCUCAGAUGAAGGUCUAAACCUCCUGCUGCAGCUCUGCAUGAAUGUAGUGUCAGAGCUUGGUCUUCCCCAGGAACUGAUCAGUCACAUACAGGAGCUGAAGAACAUGUAGUGAUGGAAGAUCAGGGACCAAAGCCACAGAAGGAGGACGAUGCUUAAACAGGCACAUGAACUAUGAACCAAAAUAGUUUCAAGUGUAAAUUUCUUACAUGCUGCAGUGAAGUACUUUUGAUGUAUAUAAUGUAAAAUAAAUUUUUUUCAUCUUAGUAUUUCAAGAAUGUUUGAAAAUAAAAAAUGGAUUUGCUUUUUUACUGCA
Toxotes jaculatrix (banded archerfish) is the source of this 981-nucleotide messenger RNA. It is a transcript of the gene otulina, whose product is annotated as OTU deubiquitinase with linear linkage specificity a. The transcript is spliced from 3 exons. Lineage: Eukaryota; Metazoa; Chordata; Actinopteri; Toxotidae. Bases 118 to 777 code for a protein of 219 amino acids. The record is from RefSeq and is a predicted model, not a curated record.